AUGUGAAGACUGGAAAUGCUCAGCAUCUCUGUGCACGCCUUGAUUAGUUUUCCCACAAUGCAACGCGGAUCUGUCAUGGCUGCUCACUGAUGUCGCUUGCUCCACAUGGCCAGAAAUAAACAUUUUUAUCACUGACUGAGACGCUCCGAAUCGGUUCGUUAGUACAGCGCUUUAUAGCUGGCUUUUAUCUGGGACCGUCCUGACUGAAGGCAGCUUGACUUUGGCAAGAACCAAAUCCGUUCAGUCAUGCUGAACGUGGAGAUCGCAACACUCCGAGGGUUUUUAACGGCCAGUGAAGCAGCGGAAUGGAAGCAGAACAUUUUCAGUACUGCAGAGGCAGGCCCUCUGCUGGAGUCCCUUAUGGAAGGGGACUUUGAAGCAGUUCUGCUGAGCACGGAAGUGACAGAUCUGCUCAACGGACAUGGCGACUACCACGAAGGGGAGGACAUCGAGUCCUACUUGGAGAGACGUAUACUACUGUACCUGACUGAUGGCACCAAUGAUAACCAGACCAACAGGGAGUUGGCAGUUUUUGCCUUGGCUGUCUCAUGUCUCCACAUGUUUGCCCAGAGUAACUGGACCGGUCCUCCAGUCUCCUUCGAUAUCUGUGAUCUGCUGACCCCAGCCUUGUUGUCAUCUCAGGAGCCUGAGAUGCUGGUUGAUGCCAUCCACUCCAGCCUGCUCCUGGAUGGGGAAUCUGUGUAUAGCCAGGUGGCCAACCCCUUUCUCCUACUCUUGGCCAGGGUAAUUGUCACCAAAUGCUUCCCCAAGAUGGAUAGCCUUCAGCUGCUGCCCUGGUGGACCCUUCGCUACAUUAACCUACACCAGCAAAUUCUAGAGGCCCGUUCCCCUCAACUCUUCAACUUGGCCCAGAUCAGCAUGGACAAAGUGCUCAAAUGCCUGUCUGUGUUAUCACAACACAGAAACCUGGCUAUUCAAUUCCACCUCGAGUGCGUCUACACUAGUCUCACCUACUAUGAGUACCAGCCUGCCAAGGAACACAUCGAGGAGGCUCGGCAGCUCUCGAGGCUCAACAUCAACAUGACUGGUGCCCUUGGCAAACGUACCCGGUUCCAGCAGAACUACUUGGCUCAGCUCAUCCUUGAAGUCAAAAGAAAACAGGACCAGCCUGGUCAGAUCAAUGAUGAGGCAACUCCCACUCCUACACCUCAGGCUAGUCUUCCCAAGGACUACAAUCUGGGGGACGACACACUACUGGAUAAAAUCAGUUUAGCAGAGCCAGAUCAGUACCACUUGCCUGACCUAACUGCUGAAGAACAGGCCGUCAUCCUGGGUAUCUGCACUGACUUCCAGAAGAAUAACCCUGUGCACAAACUAACAGAAGAAGAACUCCUGGCCUUCACGUCUUGUGUUUUGUCGCAACCCAAGUUUUGGCCCGUGCAAGUGUCAGCACUUUGCCUCAGGACGAAACUGGAAAAAGGAAAAUCCCGAUGUGUAGAAAGAGCCAUGAUGCAAACCCAGGCAAUAGUAGACCACUUUGAAGACAAGAGUUGUCCUGUGACGGAGCGCCUCAAAGUCUUUUACUGCUGCCAAGCACCACCCAGAUGGGUUGUCCAGAAACAGCUGGCCAGCCUGCUGAUGGAUCUCGGCUGCAUCAGUUCAGCUGUACUCAUUUAUGAAAGGCUGGAGCUCUGGGAAGAUGCAAUUAUCUGCUACGAGAGACUCGGCCAACAUGGAAAGGCUGAGGAGAUUGUGCGCAGGGAGCUGGAGAAGAAGGAGACACCUAGUUUGUACUGUCUACUAGGAGACAUCUUGAGGGACCAUCAGUACUACGACUGUGCAUGGGAGCUGUCAGGUCAGCGCAGCGCCAGAGCUAUGCGCUCCAAAGCCCUGCUACACCUCCGCCACAAGGAGUUCCAGCAGUGCGUCGACUGCUUUGAGCAGUCACUCAAAAUCAACAGCAUGCAGCUGGGUGUGUGGUUUUCUCUUGGUUGUGCCUACUUUGCCCUGGAGGGCUAUGAGGGAGCUGCUAAGGCCUUCCAGAGGUGUGUGGGACUGGAGCCAGACAAUGCAGAAGCAUGGAACAACCUUUCUACAGCUUACAUUCGCCUCCAAAUGAAAAAUAAGGCUUUUCGAACCCUGCAGGAAGCCCUUAAGUGUAAUUACGAACACUGGCAGAUCUGGGAGAACUUUAUUGUUGUUAGCACUGACAUUGGAGAUUUUGCUGAAGCCAUCAAGGCAUACCACCGUCUUAUGGACCUGAGGGAGAACUACAAGGACAUCCAGAUUCUGCAGAUCUUGGUGAAAGCAGUUGUUGAGAACUUGACAGACAGCCAAGGUGAGCAGGCAGGAGCCCUCCAGUCCAAACUGAAGGAGCUCCUAGGUCGGGUCAGUUCUCGCCACAGCAGUGACGCUGAGAUAUGGCGACAGUAUGCCCUGCUGUAUGGUGACGGCCACAGCUCCAACCCAGAAAACAACGACAAGGCGCUGCAGUUCCUGUCCAAGGCCCAUCGCUGUGAGGUUCAGGGAGGCGGUUGGGAGAAAGAACCUGCUCUCUUCAAGGAGGUGAUCAAACAAGCUGUCCACAUGGGAGAAGUGGCACUCAGUUGCAGUGUGAAGAAGAGUAAUCCAACAGAAGCUCUUCAGAUACUGUCCUCUACACGCCUCAGUCUCAGGAGUCUGGCCACCAAAGCCAAGCAAAUGCACACAGACGUGGCCACAGGAAAGAUCCAUGCUGAGCUGCAGGACGGCGCUUCUGCUCUGGAGCAAGUCAUCACCGAGCUGCAGGAUCUGAGUGGGAAGCUGUGUAACCAGUCACAGUGACCAUCCAUAUCUAAUAUGGCCCUUUUGUGGCAAAAGAUAGAGCCUUUGGUUCUCAGGGGUCCUCAGUAAGACUCAGUAAUAAAGACCUAAACAGGCUCUACACCUGCAGUUAUCAUCACAGUGUAUUACUGAACCUGUUAAAUAAAGAAAGGCAAAGGACUGAAUUUGUAAUCCUAUUUUUAUACCUUUAUGUCCACUUUGAAAUGUAAACACUGACUGGAUGGCAUCUUAAAAUACAAUGUUAAAAAUUUGAAUGCUUGCUUUGAUUUUUUUUUUUUUUUUUUUUUGUAAAUGAAGUGAUAAAAUCACCUUUAUCUGUGAUAAACAAAGUGAUCAGUUGACAGAUUUUGAAGCUGCAUUCAUACAGAAUAAGUUGAGCAGCAGCAGAAGGCUCUCAGGGACAGGAUCCAGCUUUAGGUCAUCUGUAUCUGUAAAUAUUUAGAUCCCUCUCUCAUCCACUGUACAGACAAGUGUAAAUGUAGUAAAAAUAGACCUAAAGUGUAAUAAUGUGAUUGGUACAGUAGGUUACUGCACCCAUUGUGGUAAUUUCUGCAGAACAGAACAUGAAGAAAAAUCGAGCCGCUAUUCCAACUUCUUUGUCUGACAUAUUUCAAGAUGCAUACUCUAAAAAGCUUAAAUCUAUGCUCUUUCUUUUGUUAUAACUAUUCAGUUCAAUUUAAUUUUAUUUAUACCACCUAUUUGCAAGCACUUUAACGACAGUGGGAACAAAAAACUCCCUUUUAACGGGAAGAAAACUCCAGCAAAACCAGCCUCAGGGAUGGAUGGCCAUCUACUGCAACCAGUUUGGGUGAGGGGAGGAAGACAGGACAAAGACAUGGUGUGGAAGAGAGCCAGAGAUUAAUAACAAGUAAUGAUUCAGUGCAGAGAGGUCUAUUAACACAUAGUGAGUGAGAAAGGUGACUGAUCCCCCAGCAGCUUAUACCUAUUGCAGCAUAACUAAGGAAGGAUUCAGGGUCACCUGAUCCAGCCCUACCUCAUCUGAAGUAAGCCUGCAGUCCGAGAGGGAAGUGCACUAAUGGGUUGAUAUGGUACUAUAGGGUCGUUAAGAUAAGAUGGGGGCUGAUCAUUAAAGACCUUGUAUGUGAGGAGCAGGAUUUUGAAUAAAUGAAGGGAAGCCAGUAUAGCUCUAGUCAUGCUAAUAGAAUUUUAUAGUCAACUAGGAAAUAGUACUAAUGUUAACCAGCCUGGAAUAAACAAACAAAUGUAUUGGUGUUUGUCUUGUCUUUCCCAUUCAGCCAAUAAUACAUGUAUUUAUCCAAAUAGUUGCUACGACUAGAUUUGUAUGAGAUAGUGGUGUGCUAUUCUAUAAACUAACACUAGGUUAACAACUUGCAUACAUAGACUUUACAUGCUAAUUGGUAAAUGGAAAAUAGACUGGUUAUAUAGCGCUUUUCUACUCUACCUGAGCACUCAAAGCGCUUUAUACAACAGUAACUAACAGACUAGUAAAGUCCUGUAAAUGUACACAUCAAAGCUUAAGCAGAGACCUCUUGCACAUUCUACAGAGUCAAAUUAUUUGCUGUAUAAUUACAUUAAAAAAUGAUCCAAAAGGCACAACAGUACAGCGAGUCAUAUUAAGAAAGGCGAGGCUGCUAUUAAGGUGCUUAUGUCAGCAACAAGGUGAUAGUUACAUAAAUGGCAGCAAUUAAAAAACGUCCAAGCAGAAUGUUUUAUUAAACUGGAGUUGUUUUAAUAUUGUAGCUGUAGUGUAAGUUCUUUCCAGAAUAAAUCAAAAUGAUUGGC
Messenger RNA from Oreochromis niloticus (Nile tilapia), 4548 nucleotides. RefSeq names its product tetratricopeptide repeat domain 27 (gene ttc27). NCBI's taxonomy places the organism in Eukaryota, Metazoa, Chordata, Actinopteri, Cichliformes, Cichlidae. The transcript is spliced from 20 exons. Bases 247 to 2784 code for a protein of 845 amino acids. The record is from RefSeq and is a predicted model, not a curated record. Gene Ontology annotation, molecular function: protein binding.